This is a messenger RNA of Amblyraja radiata (thorny skate), 1816 nucleotides long. Its product is annotated as codanin-1-like. Bases 53 to 1759 code for a protein of 568 amino acids. The transcript has 14 exons. Gene Ontology annotation, cellular component: nucleus. The record is from RefSeq and is a predicted model, not a curated record. NCBI's taxonomy places the organism in Eukaryota, Metazoa, Chordata, Chondrichthyes, Rajiformes, Rajidae. Gene Ontology annotation, biological process: chromatin organization.
AAUAUUUUCUUGUUUAUUGCAGAAUGAGAAGCAACAUUUUGCCUCGGUCUUGAUGACUACAAGAUUACUGGCUAAGUUUCUGGGUUUCCUCACUUUCCUCCCUUAUCGUACAGGAGAUCGACCAACGAGAGAAAUGCAAGAGACUAGUAUUUUUCUGAGGAAUAAGACCAUGCCUGUUCUAAAUAUAUAUGAGUUACUGAGAAGGUCAAUUAAAAACCGGCGUACUAUUCUAACUGUACCCUGGGUGGUGGAGUUUCUCAGCAUGAUGGACCAUGUGGCACCAUUCCUGGAUUGUUAUCACAAAGCGUUUACUCUCAUCUUGCAUUUACACAGAUGCUUUGUUCUAACAAGUGAAAAGAAGGAAAAUUACCUGAACAAGCUGCUGAUUCUUGCAGUACUCGGUUGGCUCUUCCAGAUUCCUGUAGUUCCUGAAGAAAUAUUCUUCAAUGAAGAGAAGAUUGAUGAAUUUGGAACCAAUGUAUCGGACCAAGCCUUAGAUUCUGUUCCAUUGGUUGACCAACAGCUGCUCUAUCUAUGUUGCCCAUACCUGAGUGAGUUACGCAAGUUGUUGGCUUCCUAUGUAGUUGGUAAUGGGAUAAAAAAUGGAGGAUAUAUGAGAAAGAUCACACCAACUUCAGCAGAGCCUGUAGUGCCAGAUUCAUCACAGUCACAGCAGAAACUCCAGGCAGAGUUGGAGGAAGCCUUUUUUCAUAAUCAACCCCCCUCACUUCGCAAAACAGUGGAGUUUGUGGCUGAACGAGUUGGAUCUAAUUGUGUGAAGCAUAUUAAGGCAACGCUAGUGUCUGAGUUGGUCAGACGUGGGACAGCAAAGCUACACAGUGAAAUGAAGGACGAGGAGUCUAACCUCCCCAAACUGCUUGAAGCUGUAACCCAUCAGCUCUGUGAAGAAGGCAGACAGUCAAUGGCCAAAGGAAAAGAAUUCUGUAGCAGAAAGGGACCUGAAGCAAUUCAAGUGCUGCUUCCAGGAGAGACAUCUGCCUCGGUGUUGAGGACAGCAGAAGAUAUAGCAACUCGCCUUGCAACGGAGAAAGCCUGCACGUGGCUGUCCACCAACAUCACAGUUUUAAUUAAGAAAGAAAUGACCCUCAGCUUUGAAAGACUGAAGAAAUCUCGAACCGUGCAAUUGGCAAAUGCAACUGAGGUUUCCGGAACAACGGGCGGUUGUACGCCGGACUGUAAACACAAUGCACCCUCUCCUUCCAAGGUAGCCAGCGAGUUUAAGGAGCUGCUGAGUGUGACAUUGGGUCCCAGGAAUAGGGACGAAACAGUGGACCACCAGGAACUUGACAGUUUAUUAAGAAGAUUAAGCCAAACGCUGAAAUGUAGACAGUACAUCUGUCCGGUAAUUGAACAGGCCCUUGCCAAGUACACCGUGGAGCUCGCAUCUUUAUUAGUUGCAGGGGAAGUUCCAUUAUCUGAUCCUCCUGAGGAGAAUGACAGGGAAGAACCUUCUCAUUAUGCAUCUGUCCACCAAUUGCUCACAUUACUCCUUGCUUUGUGGAAGGACGAUUUCCGUGUUCGCGUACCCCUUCAGCUGAUGUUUAGUGAGAAGAACAUUGCCUAUACAGUGCGGACAGGAAAUCGAAAGGUAACCUUUGUUGACUGCUCUUUAAGUAUGACUUGCCCCAUUGUGAGUGGUCUUUAUUCAUUUGAUCAACAAUUGUAUUCAUUAUAUUUGUGGGCUUAUUCCUUAUGUCCGUGGAUUGUGACCACUUCUUUGAUUGGAUUAGGGAUGUGAUUUUACGGGAUUUGGACCAAGCUCAGUUAUAAAUAUUGGUGAAGGCCAAACUUUGCU